AUGCGACCAACGUCGGCCGAGUACCUGGACCACUACCACCGCCGCCGGUCGCGGGCUCAACGCGCGUACGUGGCCCGGCAGAAGUCGCGCACGACAAGCCUCACGGACGAGGUCGAAGGGCUCUCUUAUGAACUCGCUCGCCUCGAGGGCAGGCGGGACGUCCUCUCCGAGAUGCUAUCGCAGUCGAUCGCGAUGAACGAGACGCGGUCGGAGCGGCUCAUGCGCGAGUACGUACGCAUGUUUGCACAUGGCUUCCAUCUGCAUGACGCAGCCAUGGCUGGCACGCAAGAGCGCUUCCUCCGCGCCAUCAUGGACCCGGCUAUGGUCUUUCAAGGCUUCUACUCGCUCGACACGUUUAUUCGCAUCUUCCAGCGCCACUCGUCAACGAUCUCAAGCUUUGUCAUGCGGUUCGUCUCUUGCGACGUCGUGCUGGCUGACGGCGAGAGGCCGCUCGCGUGCACGCUGCGGCUCGCUGUGCAGCAGCGCAUGACGCGCGAGUCGCUGGCGCUGUACUUUCCGCACAUCCUCCACGACGAGGUCCUCGUCCAGGAGCUCAUCGGACACACCAUGGAGAUCCCGCAGACGUCCGUCUAUUCCUUUGACGACGAUGGACGCAUCAUCGCGCACGACUCGAGCAUGGACCUCACUACCGCGCUUGCCAAGGUCUUGCGCUCGCUGGAGCGCGCGACUUUUGUAUUGGACAGUGGCCGACUCCCGGAUGCGCCACCAGAGCAUCCGCUAUGA
Messenger RNA from Saprolegnia parasitica CBS 223.65, 744 nucleotides. RefSeq lists its product as hypothetical. Bases 1 to 744 code for a protein of 247 amino acids. Lineage: Eukaryota; Oomycota; Saprolegniomycetes; Saprolegniales; Saprolegniaceae. The transcript has a single exon. The record is from RefSeq and is a predicted model, not a curated record.